AAGUCGGCAGAGAGAAGGAGGCGGCACUCGGGUGCCGUUUCCUGUGAUCGAAGUCGAGCUUCUUUGCUUUCUUUCUUUUCGUUUUUAAUUCGUUACUUUUCUUCUUUUCUGACGGUGGGGAGAAGUAUAGUUUUUUCCCCCUUUCUUAUGUUGGUUAUAUCUGUGGCUCUGUUUCUUUAGUGAUUGUAACUUUUGUCAGUUUUGGUUUCAUGGAAUUUUCAAAUCUGUUCAUCUUCUUCAGACUUACGUUUGUUCGCGUGAGGCAAAAGUUAAUUCAGUGAAAUCAAAGUCAGUGCUUAAACCAGUGUUUGUGUAAUUAAUGUUUGUGUAGCUAAUGUUUGUGUUCGCCGGCGGCGGUCCCCAUGCAUUGCACCAAGGAAACUAUACAGUGCUUGAUUCAAAUGUUGCAAAAUACCCGAAUGAUUCUUCAAAGUUCGUUUCGCGUUAAUUUCACGCUUGGAACUUUCGAUUCCGGAUUCUGAAAAUCUUCGGUACUUUUUUGCGUUCCGAUUCCAAGAUGGUUCAUCAUCGUAGGUGGCUCGAUUCUGGAAUGGUUUGUCGCAGGUGCGCCAAUUCUGGAAUGAUCCGUUGUUUAUUCUAGUGAUAAUAUCAGUCGGGCGGCUCUUUCCAGCUCAGUAUGGUUAACUGUAGUUGAUUCGAGUUUCAAGGAAGGCCAGUAUGAAGUUACGUUUUUGAUUUGAUUAACUAAUUUCGCAUACAGUGACAAUUUCAAAGACCUUCAGUUUAGUUCUCAAAUGUUUCGCCGCGUAUAGCGUUUUUAAGAAAAUCGACUUCAAAGAUGCCUCACUACGUUCGAUUGUGAUUUAGCUUUUUAUUGAGUCACCUUGUAAGGAAUCUGAAAAAUUGUAAAAUAUUGUUUUUAUUUUGUGUUAAAAAUCAAAAAGAAAUUAUAUAUAGAAAAGAAUGUCGAGUUUGUCGCCGAAAAUCCUAAGGGUCAAACCACCUCACAUCCCCGCCGUUCAGGAGAACGAAACCCUGGCGCCCCCGUCGGCCUCCAUAGGGCACAACUUCAGCCUGAGCCUCGAGAACCUGGAAGACUGGGACCUCGACCUCGAGGGCGCCUCCGGGCCCGGAGGGCCUGGAGGAGGAGGAGGAGGACAUCCCAGGCCCUACCACGCCCGGAGGCAGCCCAUCGCGAGCACCCCAAUUAACGAGGCCCACAAUGGAAUCCCCUUCGAGCCCAUCCCCUGCUCCCCAAUUCGGGACCUGAGCGCGAGCGCGCGACGGGGCUCCACCUUGAGCCUCAACUACCAAGGGCCGCCCAAUGUGUACCGUCCCGUGAGCGGCGGCAGGAUUCCCGGGAUGCUCCACGGGCCGCGGCCGAUCCGCGGUCCUCCGGGAGGGCUCGGCCCCAAGUGGAGGCUGUUCAAGCGGAAGACCUGUCCGGAGCUCCUCAAGACCAGAAGUAAUGAUAAUCUUUUCAGGUCCAAAGGAGUGGAUGGCGGUCUCUACCUACAGCACCGUGGCCCCGGGGGGGGUGACGAGAGAAUGUGGAGCAAGGCCGGUGGAGACGACAUGCUGGACCUGUUGGAACGCAUGUCCAACUAUCGUAUCGACGACCAGCGGUGUCCGCUACCUCACCAAAUCACCCAACACGCACAGCAAGGCAUGCGCGAGGGACCUGGAAAACCUCCCCCUGACAAGGACGAGGUGGCUCUCAAGUCUUCCUCGAGACAGCGCCUCGAGGAGAUCCUCUCCCAACCUAAACCUUAUCCUCAGGUCGUGUUACCAGAAACUGGUGGCUACUGGGACGAGAGCUGUACAGACGUCGACCACCAGUAUGACAAUAUCAACUCCAACAAUAAGUUCGAGACGGACGAAACUGCCAGAAACUAUAGACGCUAUUUUAUGGGGAAUCGGCCAGAAGAAGAAGAAGGAGAAGAAGAUGAUGAUGUUGAUAAUGAUGUUGAUGUUGAUGUGGGGAAGGUCCGUGUGAAUGGCGUGGUACGAGCUAGUCCUAGCGCAUAUGCCAACUCGUACCCAUCCGAUUCUAGUCAGUCGAUAAAUUUUGGAGUUGCUGAAUGCCCAGUUCUUUUACUAAUCUGCCAUUUCUUUUUGUUGCAGAGAUUAAAAGAGGAACUAGUGAUUGAGCGCUUCCAUCCUGUCGUUACACCCAAGGGGCCCGAGUUGAUUGUGGCUUAUGACGAACAUGUCCUCGUCAAUCAUUUUAAAUUCGGUCUUGUUUACCAGAAGGUUGGUCAGACCUCAGAAGAACAGCUUUUUGGAAACAGAACCAACUCACCGGCCUUUGAUGAAUUCCUCAAUCUUAUGGGACAAAGAGUGAAACUAAGGGAACAUGAAGGGUUUAAAGGUGGCCUGGACACACAGUUCGGACAGACUGGUGAAGAGAGUCUCUAUGAAGUUUUCCGUGAGAAAGAAAUCAUGUUCCACGUAUCAACGUUGCUCCCUUACACGGAGAACGACCCUCAACAGUUACAGAGGAAAAGGCACAUUGGCAAUGACAUCGUUGCAGUAGUAUUCCAAGAGGAUAACACCCCUUUCUCUCCAGAUAUGAUUGCCUCACAUUUCCUCCAUGCUUAUAUUGUCGUUCAGGCCAUUGAUCCGUGCACAUCCAACACAAAGUAUCGUGUUAGUGUCACAGCAAGAGCAGAUGUGCCCUUCUUUGGACCAACUCUUCCAUCGUCUGGAAUUUUUGAUAAAGGACCACAGUUCAAGGAAUUCAUCCUUACUAAACUAAUAAAUGCUGAGCUAGCCUGUUAUAAGGCUGAGCGAUUCGCCAAGUUAGAGAUGCGUACAAGAUCUUCCCUUCUUAGUUCUCUUGUGGAAGACUUGAAGACGAAAAACAAUGAGUUCCUUGGUAUAUCUGAAGUACAGGAGGCACCUAAAACUGAAACCCAGGGUACAAAGUUUUCUGAAAUAGUCAAGAAAGUUUUGAGAGGUCGACAGCAAAAUCAAGAAUCCUCAGCAUUAGUUAAAAAGCCUGUCUCUAACAACACAAAUACCCUCGUUAGUGGAACGCCUUCUAGUUCACGAAGCAAAGGUAGUAAAGGAAGCGGUGGAAGCAGUGGUGCCCGCACACCAACAUCAAGCCCUGAUACCACACCCAACACUCACAUGGCAUUGUCAGAAAGUGAUGAUUCUUCCCUAAAUUCUAUUGAUAUUGAUGGACAUCCACAUCCUCUCAAUGAAGAUUCAGACACAGGGUUGGAGUCCAUGUCUUCUGCAGAAACUCCUCAUAAACUGUCUUUGCCUUAUACACUAUGUGGUGGUAAUGAAGAUGGAGUAUGUACAUUGCAUGACACUGAUGCAUUAAUACGGCAGGUUGACGCUCUCAAGCAUGAAAUCAAUAAACUUAAGUGUGACAAACUAGAUCUUCUUCGCCAGAAUGUGACAUGUCAGCGAGAAAUAAAGAAAUUAAAAGAGAAGGAACUAAAAUUAGGAGGAGAGCUGAGUACGGCUACAAAAGAAAUUGUCAGACUUCAAACACUGCUCAAAGACUUGGGCACUGGCCAGGUAUCUGCGGUGUGAGACUGACCAGCAACGGUAAUUGUGUGCCGUCUACUUAGUGUCCGAUUUUGGAGAGUGGUCAGAGGAGCAGCCCUGUCAUAGGCCUCAAAGUCAAAGUGAAUUUUGACAAGUAAGGUUAAGACAGUGGGAAUGAAUGACAAGGUUACUGGAAAGGGUAAAAAAAAAUAUAAAAGGUUAUCCAAUGGAUAAGCAAAAAUCAUAAGACGGAAGGAGUUGAGAUAGAGGUGAUUGUGAAACACAAAUAUAGGAGUCCAAAUUUCAUUAAUUCUUCCACUGAUUAUUAACUUAUCUACUGUCUUCAUUAUUACAACAGUAUAUGAUAUUUUUCUUUGCUGAGGUACUAUUUACGUUGUCAGUGUGCCUCGUGCACAUAGUGACACCUUAAGUCAAAGGUUCUCUUGGUGUGCUUGAAGAUUGGACCACAAAAUGUGUGAAUACACGUGAAACAACGUAGCCUUAUCACUUUGUGUGAUGUUGAGUGAUACCAAAGUUAUGUAAGGUAAGUAUGGGGGUGUAGAACCUUGUAGUGGUAUGGUUUAGUCACCAAAGGAAGAAUGGCAAAUUCAGAUUUGCUGUGUUGCUGGUAAUAUAGUGUCAAUGACAAAAAGACAGAUUUUAUUUUUUGCAUUUAUAAUAGAUUAAAAAGAAAAAUGUACCUUAAUAUUUUUCAACUGCAUUUAAAGAGCAGAGUUGAUGUUUCUAGACUUUUUUUUUUUCAUCCCUGAUGGACACUACACCUCAGCUUUUCAUACCAAAUAUUUAAUUUUAAGUUAUAGGACAUGAUGAUGGCAUGUCCGAAUGUUUAGUCAUUCCUAAAUUUUAUAAUUACUGAAACAUAUUUUAAUCCCACUGUUACACAUUUGAUUGUGAACUUACAAUGAAGUGGUGAAUUCAAAUGAUUUAUGCAAAUUUCUCAAAGUAAUCCGUGAAACUUCUUGAUUAUUAGUUUGAACUCCACUUACCAGGUUUUUGUGUAUAAUCUGCGCACCUUGAUUGUUUUCAAUUUCUGUAGUGUAUCUAUCUGCCAGUAGCAAGAUAAAAUCAGAGGAUAACCAACUUACAUCUGCUGCAUGUGUCAGUGUGAGGGAAGAUUGUUAGCGAGUUUUCCUGAAACGGAGUUGAAUUACAAGAUGAGAAAAUUUGUGUUAGUUUCCAAAAUAUAACAAUAAUGCAAUACACUCCAGUAGUCGAGUAAUAUAAGCCUCUUGUAACCACCUGUAUGUGUAGCAAAUUACGUUGAAGUUAUUGCCUCACUGGCCUUGCUUCUAUACAUGCAACUAGCCUGAAUUACAAAUAAAAACAUUAGACCCUUCCGGGGAUGCUAUUGUCCACUCCUGCUCAAAAAGCAAUGUUGUUUUCUUUAGUAACUGCAAACAUCUGUAAUGGCUGCCUCUGUCGAGGUUAUCAUGCUAAUGGCAGAAAUUGCACAGUCAUUGUCAUAUCAACAAUUACUCUGUACUACUGUAUUUGUAUUAAUCAUAUGUCAAUCCCAUAGGCUCAUUUGUUUCAAGUUUUCAAUUGGGUUGUUGUUCCAUAUGAAUUAUGGUAUUUUAUUAUUACUCGGCAUGAGCCCUCAAGGAGUUGACGUGUGAUACUUCAUGGAUGUUGAACCACUUCACUGCUUAACCUUUUAUUAUUACAUCUUCACAGCUUUACUUCCUCGUUCCCUGUUUUUCUUUUCUUUUUUUUUUCUUUUUUGAGCAAAAAUGUAUUUGUAAUUCUGUCAUCUAUAUCUUUUUGUUGAUACUCGCCAAAUACCAAUAGAGUACAGUAUUAAAAAAACAAAAAGAUGCAAUUUUGAAAAGCUUCAGACACCCAUAGGAAGAGGUAAUUAUUGGGAUAUAGCAGUGUUUUGGGAGCAGCGUCCUUCCUAACUGUUGCGUUCCAAUAUAGGUGUGUUGUUGUGUGUCAAAUGUUAAGGGGGUGGGCAUCCAGUUUUACCUCCCCACUAAACAUCUCCGUGAUUAAAUGUGACUGUAUUAACUAUCAUAUGGAAAUGGUCCUCUCAGGACCAUAGAUGUGUAGUCUAGAGAAACUUCAGAGAUGUAGCUCACAUCUGGAUCCGUCAGAUUUGCUGAAUGCGUUGUCACCCCAUCCAGCUUUCAGGUUACAAGUACACUUUAAAUAUAUACUAUACACAUCUGAACCGCCUAUAAUUGGACAAGAUAUGUACAAAAGAAUUUUAUUUUGCUACUGUAGGUAGUCUUUCUCAGACAUACCCAAAAGGCAGGAUGUCCUUACUAGAGAGAAAGAGAGAGAGAGAGAGUAUAGAAUCCUAUAGAACUUUAUUUAAUUAUAAAUAAAUACCUAGACAUCUAAUGUCGGAAUACGCUUGCAGUACUCUUAUCGCCUAGAUCAAGUCCGUUGAAUUAACUAGAUCAUUUUAAUGAUCAUUUACAGCACAUAACCUUUAAUAGCAUUAACAGUAUUAUAUUACUGAAGUCUUGUUAAUGAUAUCCAAAAUUAUUUAAAUAAAAAAGAAAUCCUUUAAAUAUUCACUGUUCUGUAUAUUUAAAUAACCACAAUAUAAUCAAAAGACUUAAACUAUCUUAACCUUUAAAAUUUAACCUUGUAAUUAAGUCCAACACUUCAAUUUGAUUCACAGUUACCAGUAGUUCAUAACUUUUCUACAAUACAGUAAAAGGAACGGGCAUGAAAUUAGAUGGGCUGGAACCUGUACGCACUGAUGCGUUUGACAAUAGCAACGGGCUUGUAGGUAAAAGGAGUGAUUCGAGUUAUUGCCUUUUGGGUUCCUUGAACCUUAAGUACUGGCUACAUAGGUCAUCCAGAGUGUGUAUGUUCUGUAUCAAAUGUUUGACGUAAAUUAUACUAUUUGUGUGUAUAGCGAGUCAAAAAUAAACUCAUGGAUUAU
Messenger RNA from Macrobrachium nipponense, 6382 nucleotides. RefSeq names its product rap1 GTPase-activating protein 1-like. Bases 925 to 3510 code for a protein of 861 amino acids. NCBI's taxonomy places the organism in Eukaryota, Metazoa, Arthropoda, Malacostraca, Decapoda, Palaemonidae. Gene Ontology annotation, cellular component: cytoplasm. The record is from RefSeq and is a predicted model, not a curated record. Gene Ontology annotation, molecular function: GTPase activator activity. The transcript is spliced from 13 exons. Gene Ontology annotation, biological process: regulation of small GTPase mediated signal transduction; activation of GTPase activity.